AUAAUUUUCUGUGACGUGUUUUGUACGCGUCAAAUGUGUUCUUUUGUUUGAAAAGAGAUAACAAUUGGUUAGCUCUCAAGUCAUGUGUCGGCGGUGUGCCCUGACCUUACCACAACAUUAGCAACUAGAGAGCGAAUUUAGCAUAGAUUUUGUCGGCUUCAACUCGACCGAACCUGCUGUUGUUGUCUUCACCAACAUGGCCAAAAUCGAUAUUAUGGCUAUUCUUCGACAAUACGUGAAGAGCAAAAUGGAGGAAGAGGCUAGAAAGGAAAGCGAAAGGUGGGAGAGAGAAGAAAAAGAGAGACAGGAAGCCCUUCGAAGACGCCUAGAAGAUACCAAAGGCAUAGGAGAGGAAAAAACUGGACAAAACAGAGCAGUUACAGGAUCGGAACACGCCCAGAGAGAUGCCGAGGAAGCUGAAAAGGUGAAAAUGGACAGUAAACGUCAAGCAAACAGUGAUUCAUCAAAGGAUACAAAACCGUCAUCGCCACAAUCACCAAAACGCGCCCUAACCGCGGCUGAACGACGCGCCCUCGAGGCAGAGAAGCGCGCGGCCUUGAGACAACAGCGCAUGCGUGAACUCGAAGAAGACGCCAUGAAGGCGCAAGUGGUCAUUGCGCAAGUCAAGGCAAUGUCAGCCACGUCGCUCGAGGCACUUGCGAUCAAUUCCCCAGAUGGCGACAGAAAAUCCAGCGCUUCCGAUAAUGAACUUCACGACGGCAGCUCCGCGGGGGGGCCGGGACGAAGAUCUAGUGGUUCUUCGACAAAAUCAACGUAACGUGGCUAUCGAUUUGUAAUAGAGAAUUGUUAUGCGAGUAUAAAAUGGAUCAAGGAAGAGCGUGAUGGAGAGUAGACUGGGGACUAGCCGGCCGAAAAGGUGCGAGGAGUCUGGGGACAGUUCUGCUUUCUGUCCGUUACAAGCCAGAAUGAUAUGUUAGUGGGACAUUUGAAGACUCUCGAAUUUGAAUAUUUUAUUCCUGUGAAUUCGUAACUUUUUUUUUGUUGUUUUUAAGUAUUGACAGUUUUAAACGAAUGGCACCGAUGCAUUUGGAUUCGUUUUUAAUUGUCCUUUUUCUCCUGAGUUUGAAAAUGUGUCUUUUCAAAUUGAAAAGAAGCUGCUGAUUGUAAAUUUCUCCAGGAUUUUUUUCGUUUCCAGCACAAAAAGAACAGCAACCAAAUAAUUGCUGAUUUUUUUUAGAGUUAAAUAAGUUUUUAGGUUUUUAAUAAGGGCGAGUUCUUAUGAGUUAUUAAGAUUAUUAAAUAUUGGGAUUGUUGUAAUUUCAUUUUAUUUUAUCUGUAAAUCAUUAUUAAACGUAGAUAAAGUUUUCAGAAAAAAAGGAACGUGGUCGCCGAGUGCUAUGCCUGAAAAGAAAUUUAUUAUUUUAAUUUUAACUAGUUAAGUCCGUUGCAUACAUUUUUAACGUUAGAUUUUUAGCUUAAACUUUCGAUUCCAAAUCCAUUAGUGAUGUUGUUAAUCGAAUAUAUUUUUACUUUUUAAAGGAGAUGAGUGUUAAAACCAAGCUGACAGGGUUUCUUAGUUCUUUAUUGUACCAGAUCUUGUUUUCUUUCCUUGUGAAGAGACACUGUCAUCUCCUUGUAGCAUGAGACCUUUCAUUUUGUCGCGCAGUACUCCACAAAUAACAUUUGUCAUUAGCAGUAGAGGAUGGCGAGCUGACAGUGCCACCUUAAAAUGUUGAGCACAAUUUCUACGGACGUGAUGUAUCUAUUAUCCGUGAUCUUGUUGACUUAACUCCGCAUAGUAAAACAUGACCGAGUGAAAACUGUUGAAGAGAAGACACCAAGUUUUUAGUGAUAUUGUGAUAGUAAUGCUGCCUUGUUAUUUAUUUCUGUCUUGCUCUUGUUACAGGGUCAUUUCUAAGAAAAGGCGUCUCGUCCGAUAGAAAGCGUGCUAUUCCUGCAGUACUAUACAAAGGCUGGUCACGCAAUGAUCCUCGAAGGCAUUGCGCGACGGCAUUGCGUGACCAUCCAAGAUGGAUUUCGUGACAUAUCCAAAGCUUUCAUUAUUUUAAACCGUUAUUAAAGAAAUUUAUUUGAUUACUUACAGAAAUCUUGGAACUGCGAUUUCUGACUUAUUAUUUCUUUAGAAAAUCAAAAUUUAACUUAUCAUUAAAUCGUAGAUCGAUGUAGAUAGGUAUUUUGUCUUCUUGUACAGAAAUAACUUAACCCUAAAGCCCUGAUUCAAUUUUCAAAUUCUCCUUAAAUGGCACUCAUACGCUUAUCCUAGUUCUACGAAGGAGAAUUUAAUUGAAGAUAUGUCAAGAAAAUUUCCUGACAUGAUCGAGUUAAAUUACGUUUUGAUUAUUAUUUGGGCUUAUGAAGGUUAAGGUACUGUCAUAAAACCCGCUUGAUACAAGAGUGAGAUGUAACUUUUUAUCAGCUCCUUGUAUGUUAGUGAUAUUUCUAAUCAGGGUUAAGUAACCCCGUUUCCAGGCCCUUGUUGAAUUUGAAGCCGAGAAGUGCCUGGACACGAUGUUGACUGUUAUAAUUAAUCGAUGUACUGUCUGUAAGUAAAAAGGCGCUACCAGAGUUUUAUAAAUAAUACAGACGAUUUAACACUGUCUUA
Orbicella faveolata is the source of this 2584-nucleotide messenger RNA. RefSeq names its product protein scribble homolog. The record is from RefSeq and is a predicted model, not a curated record. Lineage: Eukaryota; Metazoa; Cnidaria; Anthozoa; Scleractinia; Merulinidae. Gene Ontology annotation, cellular component: adherens junction; basolateral plasma membrane. Gene Ontology annotation, biological process: receptor clustering; cell-cell adhesion; receptor localization to synapse. Gene Ontology annotation, molecular function: protein kinase binding.